Messenger RNA from Leptonychotes weddellii (Weddell seal), 2453 nucleotides. The record is from RefSeq and is a predicted model, not a curated record. Lineage: Eukaryota; Metazoa; Chordata; Mammalia; Carnivora; Phocidae.
GGUCUGUGCCUGCCGUUUCCAGCGAGCCCAGAGCAGCUGAAGGAGAGUGCAGGCUGGAGACGAAGGAGGCGCGCCGGGGCCCCGCACAGCUCAGACAUGGCCGGGACGAGCUCCCACAACAUGUCGUGGGUCCGGUACCCGAGCCACGUCUCCACGGCAGUUGAAGACGUCAUCACUGCGCAGAGCAUCGUCUCUAGGUGCCUGUACGUCUACAUGGCCCUGUGUGUCCCGGUGAGCUUGGCGGCUGGGCUCUUCAACCUGACCACCUUCAUCAAGGGCCGCGCCAGGCGGGGGAGCCUGGACGCAUUCCUCUCAGACCUCACGGUCACCCACGUGCUGGUGACGCUGCUCUCCCUCACCACCAUCAGCCGGCCAGACUACAUGGUCACCACCAACCUGGGCUGUGCCGUCCUCUCCUUCCUGGCCAACGUCUGCUACUUCAACGGGCAGUACGUGCAGCUAGUGAUGCUCUUUGCGUUCCUGCUGCAGGGCUCCGCGCCCUGCCUGCGCACGGCCACCAAGGCGGCCCAGAGGCCCGUGGAGAGCCUGGCUGUCAUUGGGGGCUGCGCCUUCUGCAGCUCCCUGGGCCUGGCAGCCCUGCUAGGCACAGCUGGGGAGCUGUCCAGAAGCACCCUAUGCCAGGUGGACCCGCUGACCGCCUGGCCCGAGUAUGAAAUCGUCAAGGUCAGCCUGGGCUUCGGGCUGGCCCUGGUCCUGAAGCUGGUGUUCUUCAUCCUGCUCAUUGUCCAGCUGGCCUGGCGGGCGGCCCUCCCCCAGAGGGAUGCGGCCUCCGCUCCCCGAGUCGUGCUGGCCACGGCCCUGACCACGUUUGCCUGCCGCCUCCUCUACAACAUUGCACUCCUGCAACGGGCCCGGCUGAAGCUGCAGAGGGACAUCGGCUCCCCCAGGGAUGAGCUCCUCAUGAGCCUGGCAGAGCUGGUCCUGUUUGGGGAGAGCUGCGUGAAUUCCCUGGCCAUCCUCUUCCUCCACCGGCCUUGCAGGCUGGCACUGCUGAGCGUUUCGGAGCACCUCACCCUACGGUGCAGGAAAGGAGAGCCCAGUGACAGCUUCUCCUUAAAGAGAGUCGAGAGUUAAGGCAGGGCCCCGCCUGCAGCAGACGAGCAAGCCGGACAAGUGAGGGGGUCUUUCUGGCAGUGAGGGAACAGGACCAUCUGCUGAAUCUCCAGUCUGCAUGGUGAGCGCCAACAUGGGGUGACGGGAUGGCCUGGAAGGCACUGCCAAGUAACUGCCUGGCAUUCGGCUCUGCGUACGUGAACGCUCCACACCCUGGCUCAAACCAAACACUUGCAGCUGAAGGAAACCCUGCAAAUCAAGGGUGCAGUGACUGUGGGGGCCAAAGGUGGCCAGACACAGGCCUGACUGGGCGGAGAUAUCCUAAAUGCUGGUGGGCAAUUCCGUUAGCUUGUCUGCGAGCCGGCAUCCUUCUCUGCCCCUGCCCAGCCAGACGACAGAAUCUUGAAAAUAAAUACAUUAUUCAAAGAACUUUAGGGCCAUAUUAUAACCUGGCCCUAAAGGGUCGUUAACUGGAUAACCUUUAACACUGCCAGAAAGUCUGGACCACCUAAAUAUUGCUGAGAGCAAAGAAGCUUGGUUCUAUCUUUUUCUAAAUUUAUCAUCAUCACUGGAGGUCUGAGAAUAUCACCCACACGCUGACCAAGUGUCCCACGGCACUCCCCACUCCCUGUGACCUGGCAGGUGGUUGUUGCCCGUCGUAAGGGCUCUGGGUAGUCAGUGACAAGCUCUGUGUCCAAAGCCCCAUCUGCUCUGUUUGACAGCAUGUGCAGAAAGGCUGGACCAAACAUAAAAUACAAAGUUCAGUAGUUAAUCUUAAUCCAAAAUUUACUCUUAACCAGUCUUGCUAGAUUUACAUUAAGAUUUUCUUGGUUGAAUAGAGAAAGGAAGCGUGCAAGGGAAAGGUGUCUCUGGUUGUGGGAUCCUAUUCCUUUGACAGUUUCGGUUUCUCAUGAAAACUUGACUGUUCAGAGCAGUUUUAGGUUCACAAUAAAAUUAAACGGAAUUAGGAGAUUUCCGCCACGCCCUGCCCCCACACUGAUGUCCCCCCGGAUGAAGCGUCUGUCACAGCUGAUGGAUCUACAUCGACACAUCCACAGCUCACGUCUGGGCUCACUCCUGGUGGUGUACAUUCCAUGGUUCGGAUGGGUCUACACGGACACGUAUCCUCCAUUAUGGCAUCACAGAGUACCCACUGCCCGAAAAGCCCCUGUGCUCUGCCUCUGCAUCCCUGCCCUCCGCCCCUGGCACCCCCCCAUCUUUACUGUCCCCGCAGUCCUGCCUUUUCCGGAAUGCCCUAUGGCUGGAAUCCUAGUCCAGUGCCGGCUCACGCUGGCUUCUGUCACUUAGGAACACGUGUGUCGGGUUCCUCCAGGUCUUUGUAGCUUGUUUCUUUUUAGGACUGAAUAAUACUCUGCUGU